CCACACAUUACCCGCCAUUUCCUUUCACUACCACUAAUCACCAGUGCUCUCACUCCCUCUCGAUGACGGUGACGGACCUCUUCGCCGGCGAGAUCGCCACCGAGCUACUCAAAGUCCUCUUCUCAAUCUCCCGACGAGCCUGCCUCUGCAAAUCAACCGCCGAUGCCCUAAUCACCAGCACCAACCAGCUCCUGCCCAUAAUCCAGGAAAUCAAAUACUCCGGCGUCGAGCUCCCCGCCGCCCGCCAAUUCCAGCUCGACGGCCUCUCCGAGACGCUCCGCGGCGGCCUCGAGCUCUCCCGGAAGGCCCUCGCGUGCAGCCGGUGGAACGUCUACAAGAUGCUCCAGCUCGCCCGGCGGAUGGAGAGGCUCGAGAAGCGGAUCUCGGCCUUCCUCCACGGCCCGCUCCAGGCCCACGUCCUCGCCGACGUCCACCACCUCCGGUUCGAUUCCGUCGAGAGGUUCGACCGGCUCGAUUGCUCCGCCCGCCAGCUAGAGCAGCGGCUCGAAUCGCUGAAGAUUGGGGUUGGGGACGGCGGCGGCGGCGGCGGCGGAGGGUGGAUGGAGGAGGCGGUGAAGAGAGUCGACGCCGAGGAGCAGCGGUGGGAGGGUAAUCUCGUAACUGUAUUGGGGGUUGGUAUGGCGGAAGGGAAGAAGAGGGUCAAAGAGAUGGUGAUUGAGAGAGACGAAUUAGGGAUUGUUGGAAUCUGUGGAAUUGGGGGUUCUGGGAAGACGACUCUGGCUACUGAUUUGUGCAGGGACGAUGAAGUUAGAUGUCACUUCAAGAACCGGAUACUGUUCUUGACGAUUUCGCAGUCUCCUGAUGUGGAGCAGCUGAGGGCUAAGAUUCUGGGGUUUAUUGCUGAAUCUGAUCAUGGUAGUGGUAGCUUUGGCUGCUAUGAUGGGUUCAUCAAAGAAGCUCCUGGAGGUCGAGUUCUGAUUGUUCUUGAUGAUGUAUGGUCACUCUCGGUUCUUGAGCAGCUGAUCUUCAGGAUUGAUGGCUGUAAAACGCUUGUCGUUUCGCGGUUCAAGUUUUCUACCGUGCUUGGUGCUAGUUAUGAAGUGGAGCUUUUGAAGGGAGAUGAAGCUGUUUCAUUGUUCUGCCAAUCUGCUUUUGAGCGGAGUUUCAUCCCUCCUGGUUCUGAUGCAAAUUUAGUCAAUCAGAUUGUGAAUAAAUGUAAAGGCCUCCCCCUGGCGCUCAAAGUGAUUGGUUCUGCAUUGAGAGGGCAACCCGAGAUGUACUGGGCGAGCGCAAAGAAGAGGCUAUCUAGAGGCGAGCCAAUCUGCGAGUCACACGAGAACAAGUUACUAGAUAGAAUGGCAAUCAGUGUUCAGUUCUUGCCCAAGAAGGUUAGAGAGUGUUUCCUGGAUUUGGGAUCUUUUCCAGAGGACAAGAAGAUCCCAUUGGAUGUCCUCAUCAACAUGUGGGUCGAGAUCCACGACGUUGAUGAGGAAGAAGCUUUUGCUAUCCUUGUUGAGCUCGCAGACAAGAACCUGCUGACUCUUGUCAAGGAUGCAAGGUUGGGAUUUUUUCCUCUUUCUUCAUCGUCAAGUUACAUCCUUUCUAAAAUUGCCUCACAUUCGAAGUUUAAUAAAAAGGUUGUGAAUGUGGUUAAUGUUUGGGGAAUUAGGGCUGGAGAUCUUUAUAGCAGUUACCAUGACAUCUCUGUGAGUCAACACGAUGUGUUGCGUGAUCUCGCCAUCCAUAUGACGAAUCGUGGCGAGAUAAAUGAAAGAAAGCAGAUGAUCAUGCCGAGAAGGGAGAUGGAGCUUCCAAGAGAAUGGGAGAGAAAUGCUGACAAUCCAUUCUGCGCUCAGAUCAUUUCAAUUCAUACCGGCGAAAUGAACGAAAUGGACUGGUUCGCCAUGAACCUCCCCAAGGCUGAAGUUCUCAUCAUCAACUUCUCUGCCACAACAUACUUCCUGCCUCCAUUCAUCCACAACAUGUCGAGGCUACGAGCGCUGAUCGUCAUCAACCACGGUUCCCAAAAUGCCACCCUCCGAAACCUCUCCGUCCUCUCCACCUGCUCCAACCUUCGGAGCCUCUGGCUCGAGAAGGUCACCAUCACCACAUUAGCAUCAUCAAAUCCUGAAACCACCCCUCUGACCAACCUCAGAAAGAUAUCUCUAGUCCUAUGCAACAUCAACAACACGCUCGAUUCCAUCCUACCCUCUACGUUCCCUUCCUUAUCCGAGCUCGCAAUCGACCACUGCGACGAUCUGAUCCAUCUCCCUUCCAUCACCUCCCAAUUCCACUCCCUCAAGAGCCUCAGCAUCACGAACUGCCACAACUUCCGCCAGCUUCCCACCAAUCUCGGCGACCUGAAGAGAUCUCUGCACAUCUUGAGGCUGUAUGCUUGCCCGAGCCUCAGGAUGCUGCCGCGGUCCACCUGCCAGCUGUCGAGGCUGAAGUACCUGGACGUGUCUCAGUGUGUGAACCUGAGAUCGCUUCCUGAAGGGAUCGGGAAGAUGGCCGGGCUGGAGAAGAUAGACAUGAGGGAAUGCUCGGAGGUGUUUUGUGUUCCUGACUCCGCGGCGUCGAUGGAGUCGUUGAGAUGUGUGAUCUGCGACGAGGAGGUUUCGUGGUCGUGGAAAGGGUUUGAGAAGAUCGGGCUCCAUGUUCAGGUUGCGGAGAAGCACUUCAACUUGGACUGGCUCCAUGAAUAGUGCCACUACCAAAUACCACCAAAUAUGUAAUUAUCUUUUGUAGCCUUGUAGGCCAUUGUACAUAUAUGCAUCAAGUAAAUAAAUCGUUUUUUUUUUGUGUGUCGUUGUUGAAGUUCUAGCAUGGGUAGAUGGUACAUGACGGAAUAUCCAAUAUAUACAUUUGAGACUAUACUGAUCAUAAAAACAGGAUAAAUUCAUAAAAG
Messenger RNA from Linum tenue, 2869 nucleotides. NCBI's taxonomy places the organism in Eukaryota, Viridiplantae, Streptophyta, Magnoliopsida, Malpighiales, Linaceae. The record is from the annotation of a GenBank genome assembly.